Exaiptasia diaphana is the source of this 4780-nucleotide messenger RNA. RefSeq names its product phosphoinositide 3-kinase regulatory subunit 4. The record is from RefSeq and is a predicted model, not a curated record. Gene Ontology annotation, molecular function: protein serine/threonine kinase activity; ATP binding; protein binding. The transcript is spliced from 28 exons. Gene Ontology annotation, biological process: autophagy of peroxisome; macroautophagy; protein targeting to vacuole. Lineage: Eukaryota; Metazoa; Cnidaria; Anthozoa; Actiniaria; Aiptasiidae. The coding region runs from base 560 to 4738 and encodes 1392 amino acids. Gene Ontology annotation, cellular component: late endosome; nucleus-vacuole junction; phosphatidylinositol 3-kinase complex, class III, type I.
AACUUGAGCUGGCGCGUAUUCAUAAUGACUAAGCAAAAUAGAAGGGGAAAAUGUCAUGCCUCUAAACAUGCUAAACGUACAAUGAGUCAUUUGAAGAAAGAAAGGAAGAUAAAAACAAAGAAAAAGAAAGAGGAAAAGGAUGAGAAAAGGCGAAAAGAAAUAAUAGAGAUAGAGAAGAGAAAGGGAAACAAUCGAAAAAAAAGUCACGACUCCUCACACUACAAAAUUUCAAGGGUUCGAAUUUCAUUUUAGCAUUUUUCAAAUCUAGAUGAUUUUUCGAUAAAGAUGAUUGAAUUAAGGAUAUGCAAAUUGAAGUGAUGAAUGAAUGAAUAAAUAUAGCCAGGUCACUAAGCAUGAAGGCCAGGUUACACGGCAUAUCUCCAGUUUCGACGAGCCAACUACAAAAAUAGUGUAGAAAAAAUGCUAUUUCAGAUACCACAAUACCUUCAGAUUAUUUACAAAAGCUGACUGAAAUGUAGUUUAUAUAGUAUGUUAUCWGCCAGGGARGUUUCAAGGCGAUAGCAAGGCUGGAUCGCAGGAUUCAGGGACAAUUGCCUAGAUGGGUAACCARCUAACAGGAAUUGCCCCAUCACAGAUCCUCAGCGUCGAUCACUACUUCACCGAUUUGCCAGAUUACGAGUUUGAUGGMAGUUUGGGAAGUACAAGGUUCUUCAAAGUUGCACGUGCACGUCAUAGGGAAGGACUAUGUGUUGUCAAAGUGUUUGCGAUCCAAGAUCCAUCUCUGCCUCUUAAAACAUACCAGGAUGAACUGAAAGACAUCAAUAUUAGACUAGCAAAUGCGCCAAAUGUGCUGCCAUUUCAGAGAUCCAUUCUCACAGACAAAGCAAGCCUACUUCUACGACAGUUUGUCAAAGAUAACUUGUAUGACAGGAUAAGUACCAGGCCAUUUUUAAACCUCAUAGAAAARAAAUGGAUAGUUUACCAGCUGUUAUGUGCCUUAGAACAAUGCCAUUCAGUAAAAGUUUGUCAYGGAGAUAUCAAAACUGAGAACAUCAUGGUCACAAGUUGGAACUGGGUUCUUCUUACUGACAUAGCAAGCUUCAAGCCAGCGUACCUSCCAGAAGACAAUCCAUCCGACUUCACCUUCUUCUUUGAUACAUCUCGUAGACGGACAUGUUACAUUGCUCCUGAGAGGUUUUUAGACUCAAGACAAUCAGAUGCUUUCAUGGCUAGUGGAGUUUCARUAGAUUCACAAUCUAUUGGUGGACCAAGCUUACCAAAUAUGGAUUUAUUACAAAGACAAAAGGGAGAGCUACAACCUGCAAUGGAUAUUUUUUCUUUAGGAUGUGUGAUUGCUGAGCUUUUUAGUGAAGGCAAUAAACUCUUUGAUUUGUCAGAACUUUUAGCAUACAAAAAGGGAGAGUAUGACCCCAGGCCAUCAUUAGAGAAGAUUGAAGAUAAUCAAAUUAGGGAAAUGGUUGAGCACAUGAUUUCUAAGGAUCCAUCUAAACGUCUGAUUGCUUCUGAGUACUUGAGGAACUAUGGAGGGUCUGUUUUUCCUGAGCAGUUCCAUAGAUUUCUAGAAACCUACAUGACAAGAUUUGCCACUUUACCAGUUUUGACUUCGGAUGAAAAAAUAACCAGAUUGAAAAGAGAUAUUGAUAAUAUUCUAAAUGAACUUUUGCCUGUUGGAGAAAAUAAUUCGAAACCUGUCAAAGAUAAAGAUGGGUGCCUUGUGAUUAUAGUCUCAUUAUUAACAACCUGYGUGCGUACCUGUAAGUACUGCGUCUCUAAACUGACAGCCUUGGAGCUUAUGUUAACRCUGGCCCAGCAUGUGAACGAUGACAUUAUUCUUGAAAGAUUACUACCAUAUAUGCUKUACAUGGUSAAUGAUGCGCUGCCGCAAGUACGAGCUCAGGCACUUAAAACAYUAACACAGUGCUUGCAUCUUGUGAAGAACAUUGCAAGAAGUGAUGCAAAUAUUUUCCCUGAAUACAUUUUGCCAAGUAUAACAUGGCUUACCCAAGAUGAAGAAGUUAUAGUUMGACUUGCAUAUGCUGAGAGUAUUGCAUCAUUAGCAGAAACAGCUCUUAAAUUCCUAGAAAUGGCGCARCURGAYCGUAGUAAYAUYAACAAAGGAAGCCAGGAAGAUACACCAAUACAGUAUCAAGGGAGUUAUGAUUCAGAGCUGCAAGCCUUACACAAGAUAAUUCAAGGMAAAGUUGUCACUCUCCUUAGUGACCAAGAAAACAUUGUAAAAAGAACAUUAUUAGAAAAUGGCAUCACCAGGCUAUGUGUAUUUUUUGGUCGACAAAAAGCAAAUGAUGUGCUCUUGUCWCAUAUGAUAACAUUUUUAAAUGAUAAAUAUGACUGGCAGYUACGUGGAGCUUUCUUUGAUAGCAUUGUUGGAAUUGCAGCUUAUGUAGGUUGGCARAGUUUAGCCAUGCUUCGUCCUCUUUUGGAACAGGGUUUGAGUGACACAGAGGAGUUUGUUGUGUGUAAAGCCUUACAUGCCUUAACGUGUCUGGCAGAGCUUGGUCUUCUACCAAAACCAACAUUACAUGAGCUUGUUUCUGAGAUUGUACCUUUCCUUUGUCAUCCUGAUAUGUGGGUCAGAUAUGGUUCUGUAGGGUUUGUAGCAGCYGUGGCGAGAACUCUUAAUGUUGCUGAUGUCCACUGUAAUCUACUCCCAUUGCUUCAGCCAUUUCUUAAACAGCCUGUCAUUCAAGUUGAACAAGAGGUUAUUCUUGUAAGUUUGCUGAAGGAACCGAUCAAUAGAGCUGUCUAUGAUUUUAUCAUAAAGUCACCUCAUAUCAACACMUUAUUUGAAAGCUUACAAGACCGUCAAYUAAGGCGCAAUGUCUGUAGAAGUGGUCAAAGGCCAACAUAUUCAGAAACAGAAGAAGUACUUGUUCCCGUGUAUCGAAAGCUUCAUUCACAAGGAGUAACAGAAGCAGAUGAAGAUAAGUUGCUCUACUUGAAGGAUAUCAUGUUAAAACUUCACCAUGCCAAGRCCAGUAAUUUAGAUCAGCCAGACAAGACUGACACCAACAUCAGUGGCGAGAUGGACCUCAAGUUGUACUCUAAGUCUGUGUUAAGAAGACAUGCUGAUUUAGCCAAGUCAGGUGAAGGCAAAUCUGAUAAUAGUGGAAACAAAAAGGGUACAUCGAAGAACAAGAAACAGUUAGCAGAACAACAAAUGAAUCCUGAAUGGCAUCAGAUAUUUGGCUUUACAGAACCCAGCACAAUGAACAAAAAAGAUGCAACACUUCCAGCACAGACCCAGUCAAGACCUAAGUCUCCACUWAAAAARACAGUCUCUGUACCAGUCCCACAGCCUUCAUUUGAACCACCCGAGCGUCCUCGUAGUCCUUCUGGUUCACUACCCAUAUCAGGGACCCAGCGACCAGAUUCAACAGCCUCUCUUUCAAGACCUUCCUCAAUACAAUCAUCCAUGAGUUCMCUUGAUGUGUCCCAGAAUUCUGUGCAAGCAAGGUUUGCUGAGUGCAARCUUGACCUACGGAAACUUGUUCAUCAUAAAAGGGAUCUGUUUGCUGCUGAUAUGAAAGAGAAAGACAUUAUUGGAAGUGUUUUAUCAAAAGGUAGAAAGCCARUACAACAAAGAUGGUCUCCUAAAGGACUACUUGUAGCUCAUUUACAUGAGCACAAGGCUGCAAUAAACAGAAUUCAGCUAAGUCAAGAUGCCCAGUAUUUUGCCACAGCAUCAGAUGAUGGUUCAGUCAAACUYUGGGACUUACAAAAAUUGGAUGGAAAAAGUUUGAUAAAUAAGUCACGUCAGACWUACAGUCGGCAUGGUUGUAAGAUUAAAGCAGUUCUGUUCUGUCAGAAUUCCAUUGCAUGUGCAUCAGACGAGGGAAUCCUCAAUGUAUUUGGGAUAGAACAAAGCYUACAGCAGUCUUCAGUGUCAAAGGUACAGAUCUAUGAGAAGAGAGUCAGUUCAUCCAAUGAAGGCUCCAUUGUGGAUAUGGCUCACUUUGAUACAGGUUCACAGUCUGUUCUAACUUACGCCACAUCACAUGGGUUUGUUUGUGGCUGGGAUUUACGYUCAGCAACRAUGGCYUGGAAACUAGUCAAUGAUCCAUCAAAAGGUCUAAUUACUUCGUUUGUUGUGGAUCCAUGUCAUUGCUGGCUUGUUGUUGGUACGUCAACUGGUAAUAUGGUCUGUUGGGAUYUACGUUUUCAGCUGCCUAUCACAAGUCUGGUUCAUCCAACAGGUGCAAGGAUCCGUCGACUAGCAACACACCCAGUAGAACAGUCAUGGGUUGUUUCGGCCGUACAAGGCAACAAUGAAGUCAAUAUCUGGGAUCUAGAAACUGGUUCAAGAAGRCAGACAUUAUGGGCCAGCAACACUCCACCAUUAUCUCAAACCCAGGUCUCYCCUCAUGCAAUCCAUGCCGUUUAUUCCAGUCUCCCAGAUACAAGCCCGUACAUCAUAACAGCAGGCUCAGAUAGKAGGAUAAGGCUKUGGGAUAUAGCAUUCCCUGAACACUCUCAGAUGGUGGCUGGAGCUGCUACAGAUAAUUUGAACAACGUUGUACUUCAAUACAAGUCCAGACUGAUUGAUGGAACUGAAGUUUUUCAAGAAAUUUACUGUAAGCCUCGCCAGGGUACUGUACAAGAAGACAUGCCAAGGAGAGGUCCRGAGCAACCCUCAGUCGGCCAUCAUGAAUGCAUAAAUGACUUAAUAGUAUCCAAAUCACCACAAAAUUUCAUAGUUACAGCAGGAAGAGAUGGAGUAGUGAAAAUAUGGAAAUGAAGAUGUUAUUUUCAAGAAUAUAAAAUAAAGAAUAGACCCCUU